AUGCAGCCUCUCUACCGUUUACGACUGAAUCCCGCCCGGACGCUGCGGGCGCAACCCCGAUGGCCACGCCCAUCCCGUCCUCUGCUGGUCCCCGUCCCCGUCCCGGUACGCCUUGCGACGACAGCAACUUCACUCUCGAAAAAGCUCGAUCUCCUCGCAAUCGACCGGAAAUGGCAGGAGAAAUGGCACACCGACGCUGCGGCCAAACCUUCGUCCGUGAACGGCGCCGCACCCGACAAACAAAAGUCCUAUAUCCUGUCCAUGUUCCCGUACCCCUCCGGAACGCUGCACAUGGGCCAUCUGCGCGUGUACACGAUAUCAGAUGUGCUCGCGCGUUUCUAUCGCAUGCGUGGCCAUGACGUGCUGCAUCCGAUGGGGUGGGAUGCGUUUGGACUGCCGGCGGAGAAUGCGGCGAUCGAGCGCGGGAUCGAUCCGGCCGAGUGGACGAGAGAUAACAUUGCUCGCAUGAAGGCGCAGCUGCGGAGUAUCUCGACUUCAUUUGAUUGGGAUCGGGAACUGGCGACGUGCGCCCCGGAAUUCUACGAACAUACGCAGCGGAUAUUCCUCAAGUUAUAUGAGAAAGGUCUGGCGUACCAGGCGGAGGCUCUGGUCAACUAUGAUCCAGUGGAUAAGACAGUAUUGGCCAACGAGCAGGUCGAUGCGAAUGGCUUUUCCUGGCGCUCCGGCGCGAAAGUCGAGCAGUUGAACCUGAAACAGUGGUUCUUUCGUAUUACCGCUUUCAAAGAGGCGUUACUGAAAGACCUCGACUCCCUUUCCGGCGGCUGGCCAGAACGCGUAUUGACCAUGCAGCGGAACUGGUUAGGCAAGUCCUACGGGGCUAAGAUCAAGUUCCCUGUGAACGUGGAGGGAAGCAAGAAGACUGAUCUUCAUGUGGAUGUGUUUACAACCCGCCCGGAUACUCUCUACGGUGUGGAAUAUGUUGCCCUUGCUCUGAACCACCCCAUCGUCCUGGAGGCUGCCAAGAAGGACACAGCCUUACGCCAAUUCCUGGACGAGGCGGCAUCGCUGCCGCCCGACUCUAAAGCUGGCUAUAAGCUGGCUGAUGUGAAAGUGUCCCACCCUCUGCAUAUCAUAGACAAAGAGUCCCCCGAUGUUGCUCGCAAACUGCCGGUUUUUGCGGCACCCUACGUCCUCAGCGAUUAUGGAGAAGGCGCUGUGAUGGGCGUUCCAGGCCAUGAUUCUAGAGAUAUGGCCUUUUUCAAGGAAAACGAGAAUCCUGAGUUCAUACCAAUGGUGAUCGAACCCGAGCCCACAACUGGGGCAGAUUCCAACCCCAGUGCGUGUUUGGUCCCUGCCGAAGACGCAAAGGCCAUUACACAAGAAGGCUUCCUCUCCGCAAGAUGUGGAAAGUACCAUGGCAUUCAAUCCCGAGAGGCGGGGAAACAGAUCAUCAGUGACCUGAACCGCGUGGGCCAUGCUGAUGCCGUUGAACAAUGGCGAUUGCGAGACUGGUUGAUUAGCAGACAGCGCUAUUGGGGCGCACCCAUUCCCAUUAUACAUUGCGGCGACUGUGGCCCUGUUCCAGUGCCUGAUGAUCAGCUUCCCGUCAAACUACCCAAAAUCGAAGGCGAGUGGCUGAAAGGGAAGCGAGGAAAUCCUCUCGAGGCGUCCGACGAGUGGGUGAACACUAAAUGUCCCAGCUGCGGCAGCGCAGCCAAACGCGAUACCGACACGAUGGACACCUUCGUUGAUUCCUCGUGGUACUACCUCCGAUUCUUGGAUCCCGCGAACAAAGACCGGCCGUUUUCACCCUCGUUAGCUCGCCCCGUCGAUGUGUACAUCGGCGGUGUUGAACACGCCAUCCUUCACCUGCUGUACGCCCGAUUCAUAUACAAAUUCCUUGCACAGUCCGAAAUCUCCCCAGAGCUGCCGAAGUCUGAAGAAUCUUCCGCGCCGGCAGAACCAUUCAAAACACUUCUCUCACAGGGCAUGGUCCAUGGCAAGACGUACUCCGAGCCGUCGACCGGCCGAUUCUUGCACCCCGACGAGGUUGAUCUCUCGAGUCCAGAUAAACCCCUGAUCAAGGGGACACAAGUGACUCCCAAUGUGUCUUUCGAGAAAAUGUCCAAGAGCAAACACAACGGCGUUGACCCUACGCAGUGCGCGUUGAAAUACGGUGCAGAUGCCACGCGCGCGCACGUGCUCUUCUCUGCGCCAGUCAGUGAAGUGUUGGAGUGGGACGAGACAAAGAUCGUGGGUAUCGAGCGCUGGUUCGGCCGUCUCUGGAAGCUCGUGCUGGAGGCGCAACAGACACUGGUCUCAUCAUCAUAUCUGCCCGACCUAGACACUGCUGCCAUGCCCGACUCGUUGCAGGGUCUCAGCGAUAGCGACGCCGAUGCCGUCCUCUUCACCCAUCGCACAAUCUCGUCUGUCACCAGCUGUAUCGAAACAAACCCCUAUGGCCUGAACACUGUGAUUUCGGACUUGACCAAAUUGACGAAUGCACUAGCCUCGUCCACCCCUACGUCCCCGCAGAUUGUCUACUUGUGUGUCUCUUCUCUCCUCCGCCUGCUCGCGCCCGUCGCACCCGCGUUGGCGUCUGAAUGCUGGGAGAUUCUCCACAACACGACGGUCCAAAACGAAGUUGCAGGCUCUGCGGGCGGGGCUCGGACAAUUUUUGACUGUCCCUGGCCAACACCACUUCUGUCUGCGGAGCAGGUUGGUGCUCUGGCGACGCGUGGGGGCCAAACCGUCGCUGUGCAGAUCAAUGGAAAACUGCGGUUUACCGUCACGGUUCCUCGGAUGCCGUCGACCACGGCUUCUGAACCCAGUGGAAAGUCUGGCAUGACCGCGGAGGGGCAGGAUUGGAUCGUCAGCCGAGUACUCGAGACCGAAGAAGGUCGCACUUGGUUGCAGCAGAAGAAUGACUGGGAAAGGCGGCGCCGGGUAAUUGUAGUCAAGGGAGGGAAACUGGUGAACGUCGUCUUCUAG
Molecule: messenger RNA, 2952 nt
Organism: Aspergillus terreus NIH2624
Lineage: Eukaryota; Fungi; Ascomycota; Eurotiomycetes; Eurotiales; Aspergillaceae
Product: leucine--tRNA ligase NAM2
Exons: 3
Coding region: 1-2952 (983 amino acids)
Biological process (GO): leucyl-tRNA aminoacylation; mitochondrial translation
Cellular component (GO): mitochondrion
Molecular function (GO): ATP binding; aminoacyl-tRNA deacylase activity; leucine-tRNA ligase activity
Source: RefSeq, a predicted model, not a curated record